Messenger RNA from Trichoderma gamsii, 1719 nucleotides. RefSeq names its product ATP-dependent Clp protease ATP-binding subunit ClpX. Bases 1 to 1719 code for a protein of 572 amino acids. Gene Ontology annotation, molecular function: ATP binding; ATP hydrolysis activity. Gene Ontology annotation, cellular component: mitochondrial matrix. The transcript is spliced from 3 exons. The record is from RefSeq and is a predicted model, not a curated record. Lineage: Eukaryota; Fungi; Ascomycota; Sordariomycetes; Hypocreales; Hypocreaceae. Gene Ontology annotation, biological process: proteolysis; protein catabolic process.
AUGAUGUCGCUAUGCCGGCGGCGUUCUCUCCCUCAUUGGAUCUCUUCCAUUCAGAAGCACAGGGAUGUCACCGCUCAAGCAGGGCGCCAGUGCCGGUAUCUCUCAGUGUACACAUGUCUCCGAUCUAAACAGACGCCGGACUUCACUUCGGGCUUCACCAGGAGUUAUGAUCCCACAGUGGAGGCUGGCCGUGGCCCAAUGUUCAGAAAAGUAAAUUUCGGAGUGCCGCAGUUUUAUCCCCGUGAUUUGAAGAGACGUGUGGACGAUUAUGUCGUGGGCCAGGACCGUGCUAAAAAGACAAUAUGCUCUGCCAUCUUCAACCACUACCAGAAUUUGAAGAGGCGGCGCCAGCACGAACAAGAAGACAAGGAGAAGCAUGAGAAAUUGAUGCGCCAGCGUUUCGCACGCGAGAGGGAGCUAUCUCAGAGGCGCUGGGAUAGUCUUCCUGUCGAAGAGGAAAAUAUUCCACAAAGCUCCGCGGCUCGUCAGAUACCUGAGCUAUGCGUGCCCGAGGCAAAUUCAGCAGCUCCCAUCUUCAAACCAGAAGAGCCGGGGAUUCCUGAGCAUAUCAAAAUCGACAAGAGCAACAUCCUCGUGAUUGGGCCGACGGGUGUGGGUAAGACAUAUAUCCUAGAAACUCUAAGCAAAAAGAUCCAGGUGCCGCUCACCAUCUGCGACUGUAACUCCCUGACUCAAGCGGGUUAUAUAGGGCAAGAUGUGGAGUCCUGCAUUGAAAGGCUUCUCAUAGAAGCCAAUUAUGACGUGAAGGCCACAGAACAUGGAAUAGUUGUUCUUGACGAAUUCGACAAGCUGGCGAGGAGAGAAACGACGACAGGUCGAGACGUAAGCGGCGAAGGUGUCCAGCAAGCCUUACUCAAGCUCAUUGAAGGCACAAAAGUUACCAUCAAUGUUAAGGACAAUCGCUCAUCGCGUGCGACCACGCAAAUCCCUACAAAUUACAAUGCAUCUGGAGCUCCAACUCCCACACUACCAGUUAACAGCCCUCCAGGUAAGGUGGACCAAUACACCAUUGACACCACUAAUAUCCUCUUCGUCUUCUGCGGUGCUUUUGUUGGACUGGACAAGAUCAUCCUCCAGAGAGUUACGAAACCAGCCAUGGGAUUCGGGGGAGACCUUCAAAGUCGCCAUGCCGGACCUGGAAAUGCUCAUGUUUUGCCACCCGAAAUAUACUCUCAUUUGGCUCAUUAUAGCCCACGAUCGGCAUCCUCCUUUACGCCGAUAGAUCUGGUAACAUCUGAUGAUCUGCAACGGUUUGGUUUCAUUCCUGAGAUUAUAGGCCGGUUACAUAAUAUCUGUGCUCUCAGUCCUCUGUCCAAAGAAGAUCUGUUUCGAAUCUUAACAGAGCCACGCAACAGCCUGGUAGCCCAAUACACUGCCCUGUUUGAAACAUAUCCAACUCAGCUAUAUUUUACUGGCAAAGCAUUGACUGCAAUUGCAGAGCGUGCUCUUACAGCUGAAACGGGCGCACGAGGACUGAAGAUGGAGAUGGAACGUGUUUUAGCCGAGCCAAUGUUUGAUGCUCCAACACCAUAUGUCCUCAUCACCGAAGCCUGCGUCAAGGGGUUUGAGAAAGCGGCUUACUGGGGCAAAGACGGUCGACAUGAGCUCAUUGAUCGACUACAAGAAGAGCAGCUCGACUCAUACAACCCACAGCACUCACCGGAAAGACUGGGGCAAGCAGAUGAAGGUACGGGGUGA